AUGUACAACAUACAGUGGGAAGUUGGGCGUGCAAAGCUCAGGCUCACUCCGUUUGCGGUGGCUGCAGCGGCGGCCGCAACAGGGGCUGCCACCGCAGCAAGGCCCUUCACCGCUGAUUCCGCCAUGGAUGCCACUCUGAGGCUGAUCUUAUGGACCUCGCUCUCAGGUCUUUGGGGUCAGUGGUCCUGCGCCACCCAGGCCUCGAAGGGCGAUGAGUUCUUGGUGGUUUUUUCCAAGAACGCGGAAACGGGUGGGGCGCUUCCCCGGCUCCAGAUCCUGGUCACGGCCCACGAGGACGACACCAACGUGACGGUCAGCGUCCCUAACGACUCCUUUCGGGCCGCCUGGACCGGGCGCUCCGGCCUCACGGUGACCCUGGCCCUGCCCUCCCACACCGAGUUGCGGCAGAGCGGCCGACUGGUCCACGCCAUCGUGGUCCGGGCUCAGGGCCCGGUCACCAUCGUGGCGCUGUACCGGCACCGGUCUAAGGCGGCCGCCUCGCUGCUGCUGCCUGUGAGCGCGCUGGGCACGGACUACUUGGUAGUCACCCCGUCGGGUCCCCUUCCCUGGGGACCCAGGCACUUCUCCAUAGUGGCGGGCGAGGCGGGGGCCACCGUGGACGUCCUGCUGCGGAACACGGUCCUGCAAGGCAAGAAGCUCUACCCGGCGGGCAGCCGCCUGGCGCUGCCCCUGGCCCCCUACGAGGCCGUGCAGCUGCGGAGCGAGGGGGACCUGUCGGAGACGCGCGUGACCGCCGACCGGCCGGUGGCCGUGUUCGCCGGCCGCGGGUGCGCGCCCCAGCGUACCGGCUGCGACCCCACGUUCGAGCAGCUGCAGCCCGUGGCCGGCUGGGGACGCACGUUCGUGCUGGGGCCCACCCCGCUCUCGGACUCCCGGGACGUGGUCUACGUGGCAGCCACGCCCCAGAAGCACGCGAAGCUGGAGAUCCUUCCCGUCCGGAAGGGGGGCUUUCCCGCCGUCCAGCUCCUGCGGCCGGGGCAGGUGGUGUCGCUGCCGCUGGAGCCCGGGCAACCGAUCUUGCUGACGGGCAGCACGCGGAUCCAGGUGCUCCUGGCGGGCAGCGCGGCCGUGCCCAAGGGUCGCCACUCGGGGGUCUUCCUGGCCCGGGUGCCCGACGUCGACCGCUACUGCCGGGCGCUGCCCGUCUGGGGCGUCACCGGCUUCAGCGGCUCUGUGGCCGGGGCCACGCUGUCCGAGGCGGCUGCGAGUCUGCGGAUGGACGGGAGGCAGCUGGACGGCUGGACCGUCGUCGGGAACACGGGCUACUCCUGGGGCCACAGGCACUACGGGCCCGGGAAGCACCAGCUGGCGCUGCAAAAGUCCGGCUUCGGGGGCCUGAACGUGGCGGUGGGACAGGGCAGCGCUUACGGGACGGCCAUCGGUUGCGGUAGGUCCUGGAGACGGGCGCGGGGCGGGGCGCGGCGGCCGGCCCGAGGGAGCCCGGGCGCGGGGAGAAGGCGGAGGCUCGGGCCGCGGGGUCUGGUCUGGGCGCAGGGAGCUUUAGAGCCGGGCCGCGGUCCCCAUCACCUGGUCUCCCGGUUCCCGACAGCCCCGGGGCCCACCGGCUGCGGGCACGCGCGCUGCCGCUUCCGGCGCUGCCUACCGGGCCAGCAGUGCCGCCGGCGGAGACGGAGGCAGGGCUAUACCUGGACCGCAGAGUCCUGGUGCUGGGCGCAGGGGGCUCUCUACUAUCGCACGUUCGACGGCAAAACCUUCCAGUUCAGAGGCAACUGCAGCUACGUCAUGGUUGAGUCCGACGGCCGCGGGUCCCCGACUCCCCCGUUCCUGCUGGAGACGUCGACCGACCGGCUCGGGGAUUCUCGGGCCUAUUCCUUCAGCCGCUCCUUCACGCUCCGGCUGUACGGGCACAAGUUGUCGGCCUCCCGCUACGAGCCCGGACUGGUCCGGGUGGACGGCCAGCUGUUCGGGCUUCCGGUGUCCCUGCACAAUGAGAAGUUGAAGGUGACCCAGCAAGGCCGCUCCCUCCUACUGGUCACGAACUUCGCGCUGCGCCUGAUCUUUGACUGGGACGCCUGGCUGGGGGUCCGCCUGCCCGGCAACAUAUACCGCGGUCGGGUGUCGGGCCUCUGCGGGAACCUGGACGGCAACAGCAGCAACGACCAGGUCACCCCGGCCGGAGUCCCCGCCCCGAAGACCGAGGACUUCGCUGGGAGCUGGCGUGUGCCCGGGUUGCCCAGCGAGGACCAGUGCUACGAGAACUGCUCGUGCCCGGAGUGUCCGCAGGCUCAGGAGCGCGAAUACCGGGCCCGCGAGCUCUGCGGGGCCCUGAACCACCCCAGCGGCCCCUUCGCCGCCUGCCACGGCCUGGUGUCGCCCGCCGGCUUCCGCCAAAACUGCAUCCGCGACCUGUGCGCCGCCGGUCGCCACCAACCCACGCUCUGCCGCGCCUUCACCGCCUACGCCCUGGCCUGCCAGGAGGCGGGAAUCGCUCUGGGGACGUGGAGGGAGCAGACCCGGUGCCCUCUCUUCUGCCCCCCCGACAGCGACUACGAGCCCUGCGGAGACCCCUGCGUGCCCACGUGCGCGGACCCCUACCCCGGCUCCUGUGCGGGCCGGUGCGUGGAGCGGUGCCGCUGCCGGCCCGGGCUGCUGUUGAACCGGGGCCGCUGCGUGCCCCCGGCCCAGUGCGGCUGCCAGCACAAGGGGCAGGCCCUGCCGCCGGGCGCCCAGUUCUGGGAGGACGCCGCUUGCUCGCGCCGCUGCCGCUGCCACCCGGACACCCGCACCGUGGAGUGCGAACCGGGAGCCUGCCAGCCGGGGCAGGCGUGCGGGGUCCGCGGCGGGCUGCGGGGCUGCUACCCCAUCCGAUGGGCCACCUGCUCGUCGCCCGGGGACCCGCACUACAUCAGCUUCGACGGCCGCGCCUUCGCCUUCCACAACCCCUGCGGCACCUACCUGCUGGCCGGGGUGGAGGGGGUCGGGAGGAAGGGCCGGGCCUCGGGCGGGCCCGGGAGCGAGGCUCGGGGGGGACCCCGGGGCGGGCCCGGGAGGAAGGGUGAGGGCCGAGCCCGGACUAAGCGCGGGCCAGCCAGCAAGGGUGACGGGCGAGCCCGGCCUAAGGCCGGACCCGGGGCCAAGGAUGGGGACGGAGCGGAUGGCGGAGUGGCGAGCAAGAUCGAGGGCCGAGCCCGACCUCAGGGCGGGGGCGCGGGAGAAUCCGAGGGCGGGAUCCAGGGCGGGGUGUGGGGCGAGCCGUGGGUCGGGCGCGGCGCUUGGAGCGGGGUCCAGGGAGAGUCCGGCCUGCCCCUGGAGGAUUUCCAGAUUCUGUUGGACAGCAACCGAACCAGCGGGGACGCCUCCUCCCGCACCGUGCGGGUUCGCGUGUACGGGACCGAGGUGGCCAUCAGUCACGAGCACCCGGGACGCAUUCUGCUGAACGGCUCGCCGACCCACCUGCCCUACCUGCCCAACGACCUUCCGCUGACCGUGCACCGCGUCGGCUUCCUGGCCGAGCUGCGGACCGGCUUCGACCUCAUCGUGACCUUCGACUGGAGCAACCAGGUGCGGGUGUCGGUGCCGGUGGCCUACGAGGGGGCCCUGCGCGGGCUCUGCGGGGACCUGGACGGAAACCCGGGCAACGACCUGAUCCCGCGCGGGGAACCCCGCGACCCCGCCUCCAAGCCGGACGACCCGGUCGCCUUCGCUGGGAGCUGGAGGGAGCCGGGGCCCGACGGACAGACCUGCGCGGAGCCCGUGGUGCGGCCGGCCGCCUGUCCGAACCCGGAGGCCGCGGAGAGGGCCCAGCGGCAGAGCCCGGUCGCCUGCGGGCUCCUGGUGGACCCGAAAGGCCCCUUCCGAGACUGCCACGCCAUGCACGACCCGGACCCUGCCUUCCGCCGCUGUACCUACUUAAGCUGCUCGGAGCCUCGGGAUCCCGACCGCGUGUGCCAAGAACUGGCUCACUACACCUCCGUCUGCCAGCUCGCCGGCAGGCGCGUCGACCCCUGGCGCUCCGGCUCCUUCUGCGGAAUGCUCUGCCCCGUUCACAGCCACUACGACGUGUGCGGCUCGGGCUGCGAGGACACGUGCGGCUCCCCGUGGGCGCCCACGCCGUGCGCCCGACAAUGCCGGGAGGGCUGCGUGUGCGACUCUGGGCACUUGCUCAGCGGCGACCAGUGCGUGGAGCCCAAGCAGUGCGGCUGCCUGCAUGACGGCGUCUAUUACGAGGCGGGAUCCGAGUUCUACCCCGGGCCGCAGUGCACGCCGCGCUGCCGCUGCGGGGCCGGGGGGAUGGUGGUCUGCGAGCCCUCGUCCUGCCGCCGGGGCGAGCGCUGCGUCGUGCAGGGCGGCGUCCCCGAGUGCCGCCCGCACGGCUCCAUCUCCUGCUUCGUCCGGGGCCGCGGCCACCUCGUCACCUUCGACGGACGCGCCGUAGACAUCCCCGAGCACCGGGCCUACGUCUUGGCCCAGGCCCCCGGACCCCAGCCCUUCACCGUCCGCCUCGGGCACGGCCGGCGCGGCCAACGGGAGGGGCCGGCGACCCGGUGGGUGGAGCUGGAGAUGGCUGGAAGCGUCCUGGUGCUGGAGGAGAAGCGGAGCGGAGUGAUCGAGAUCGACGGGUGGACGCUGCCGCUGCCGCUCAGCCUGGCCGAGGGGUCGCUGCGGGCCUUCCCGCGGGGUCCAGCCACGGUGGUGCAGGAGGCGUCCGGGCUGGAGCUGGCCUACGACCUGGCCUGGCAGCUGGUCCUCACCGUGACCGGCGACUACCGCGGGCUCGUGCGCGGCCUUUGCGGCAGAGGCCACGAGCCCCAUCGACCGGAUCUGCCUAGCGGUACCCCGACCCCCGACUCCGGGACCUUACCGGAGGCCUGGGAGGUGGACGAGGGGGGUACGAAGCCCCCGACCACGGAGGUGCUGCCGGUCGAGCCCCCGGCCUGCUCCCGGGAGGACGAGGAGACGCUCCGGGGCCGGGACCACUGCGGCCUCCUCGCCGACCCCGGCGGCCCUUUCGCAGCCUGCCACGGUCACCUCAGCCCCGACGACCACGUCCGCGCAUGCAGCCGUGACCUCUGCCGCCUGCCCCAGGCCGAGCGCCUGCUGUGCCUCGCGGCCCAAGGCUACGUCUCCGCCUGCCAGGCCGCCGGCGUCACCAUGAGCCCCUGGAGGACGGAGACCUUCUGCCCCCCGACCGUGCUCCCCGACGGCCACUACGCGCUGUGCACGGAAACCGGCCUUCAGCUGUGUGCGACGCGGGAGGGCUGGGAGCCGGGGAAGGAGACGUGCUUCGAGGGCGUCCGGUGCGAGGAGGGGUGGUGGCUCAGCCAGGGGCGGUGCGUGCCUCCGGACCAGUGCGGCUGCUUCCACGACGGGAGAUACUUCCUGCCCGACGAGAAGGUGCUGCUGCCCGGCUGUGAGCAGAUGUGUGUCUGCACCCCGGGUCGCGGCGUCCGCUGCUCAGCGCACAGCUGCGAGCCGGGCACUGGCUGCCAGGUCAGCGAUGGCGUUGUUCAGUGCGUCCAGCGAGUUUCUCCUCCAGACCCCUGCCAGGGGAUUCAGUGUGAAGUCGAGGAGGUGUGCGUGGCCGGCACGUGUCAGAAAGAGGAUAUGGCCACCUGUAUGGCCUGGGGGGACCACCAAUUUUCCACCUUCGACGGGAAUACGUACAGCUUCCAGGGCCGAUGUACCUACGUCCUGGCCUCGUUGCGCCUCCCCGAGGCGGGGUCGGGGCAGGGAGCCUCCCCGCCCUCGGCCCGGCUCACGCCCUUCACCAUCCUCUUCAGGAACGGCCAACGCAGUAACGGGGCGUUGAGCGCUGAGUGGCAGACCGACGUUCAGCUCUUGAACCACACCGUGUCGCUGCAGCGCGAAGGCCGGACCUCGGUGAUGCUGGACGGCAUCUUGACGAAGCUGCCGGUGUCCCUGGCCUCGGGCGCAAUCCGCCUGUCCCUCAGUGGCCGAAAUAUCAUCUUGAAGACGAACGUGGGGCUGAGCGUCCUCUAUCGCGGCUGGAUCCUCAUGGUCAGACUGGGCCUCCGGUACCGGGGCCGAACUCAAGGCCUGUGCGGGGACUUUAACGGGGAUUCGAGCGACGACGUGAUCUUGCCAGACGGGCGGUCGCACCCGGGGAUAGAAGCCUGGGUGCGGGAGUGGAAGGUGGCCGACGACGACUCCUGCUCGGAUGAAUGUGAGCCGCAUUGUUCGAGCUGCAGCCCGCAGGAAAAGCAGCUCUACGGCAGCCCCGGCUUCUGCGGGAUCCUAUCCACGGGCGUCCCCGGCCCCUUCGCCGGCUGCCACGCUGCCGUCCCGCCCGCCCAGUAUGUGGAAAAUUGCCUGUACUAUGUUUGUUCAAACUGGGGCGCCCGCCAGAUCCUGUGCCAGGCGUUGAGUAGGUACGCGGCAGAGUGCCAACGGACAGGGGCAACCCUGCAGGAGUGGAGGGAGAUGGCCGGCUGCCGUCUGUCCUGCCCUGCCCAUAGCCACUACGAGCUCUGCGCCAGCUCCUGCCCAGCCAGCUGUUCCUCUCUGCGCCCGGCCGAGACGUGCCCUCUGCCCUGCGCCGAACGCUGCCAGUGCGACGACGGAUUCGUGGCGAGCGGGGAUGACUGCGUCAGCCUCGACACCUGCGGCUGCUCCCACCAUGGCCGCUACUACCAGCUGGGCCAGGAGUGGGCGACCAGCGGCUGCCGCGAGCGCUGCCAGUGUCCGGAGGGAGGUGGGAGUCAGGCCCGCUGCCAGCCGUGGGGCUGCGGCCCCCGGGAGCGCUGUGCCGUGCGCGACGGGGUGGUGGGCUGCCACGCGCUCUCCAUGGUCCUCUGCAGCCUGGCCGGCGGCCAGCUGACCACCUUCGACGGGCGGCAGGCCGGGCUCACCGGAGGAUGCUCGCUGCUCCUGGCCAGGCACUCGGGCCCGUCCGGAGGCAGGCUGCAGCCGUUUGCGGUGACCGUCGGCGGAGAGGCGGAUGACUGGAUCCUCGGCCUGGAGGUCGGGAACCGGAACUUGAAGGUGGAGCGCGGGGCACUGGACAGGCUGCAGGUGGACGGCGAGACGGUCUUCCUGCCCGUGUCCGACCCCGCCGGCUACCUGGCGUACCGCAGCGGUCAGGACCUGGUGCUCCUCACGGCCUUCGACCUUCACCUGGCAGUGUCCGAGGGGUCGGGGCUGCUGCACGUGGAGGUGCCCGCCUCCUACCGCGGGGCCCUGGAGGGCCUGUGCGGGGACGGCGACGGGGACGCCGCGAACGACCUGGAGCCCGGGGCCGGGGACGAGGCGGGCCCGCGAGGGGACGCGGACGACGGGAAGGGGCCGCAAUCUUUCGAGGAGAGUUGGCGGCUGAAGGAGGGGGCCUGCGAGCCGAGCAGCGCCCAGGCGCUGAGCGACGAGGAGCAGGAGCGGCGGCGGGAGGGCCCCUGCUCGGUCGUGGCGGACCGCGAGGGGCCCCUGGCCGGCUGCCACGCCACCCUGGACCCCGACCCCUUCCUGCGAGCCUGCAUCGAGGCCCGCCCCGGCCGGGGGGCCCCGGGGAAGGGGGAGCCGGAGCUGGUCUGCGACGCCAUCGCCGCCUACGUGGCCGCGUGCCAGGGAGCAGGGGCGGAGCUGCAGGAGUGGAGGAGCCUCGCCCAGUGCGACGUGACCUGCCCCCCGAACUCCCACUACGAGCUCCGCGGCGACGGCUGCCCGGUCACCUGCCGGGACCUGGCCCCGCCGGCGGGCUGCGUGUCCUCCCCCCGCGAGGGCUGCGCCUGCGACACCGGCCACGUGCUGAGCGGGGCCGCCUGCGUCCUCCCCGCCGACUGCGGCUGUGUGCUCGACGGCCGCUACCACCCGCCCGACGGAGGCCCCUUCUACUCGGGCCCCGACUGCACCAAGCGCUGCUCGUGCGCGCCGGGGGGGUCUCUGGCCUGCGAGCCGUGGGCGUGCGAGGCCAAGGAGGAGUGCCAGCUGCAACAGGGCGCCUGGACCUGCCUCCCAGUGGGCCUCGACGGGCGCUGCACGAUCGCCUCCGCUGCGCACGUCGUGUCCUUCGACGGCCGAUCCUUCUCGGCCUGGGGGGCGUGCGGCUACACGCUGGCCCGCACCUGCUCCCCCGGCCCCGAGCCUUUUUCCAUCGUCUUGCUGAAGGAUAAGUUGGGGGACCCCGGAAGCCUGGUGAUCACCGUAGCUGGAGUCUCGCUCACCCUCCACCGCAAGACCCCCUGGCUGGUGGAGGUGGACGGCGAGAUGGUGAUACUGCCCCUGGAACUGAAGGAGGCCGGAGUGCUGGUCAACCAGGUGGGCGCAACGACGAUGCUAAAAUGGGAAGGUGGCGGGAAGCUGACCGACGCCGACGGCUUCAUCCUGCUGCGGCUGUCGGGCGCCUACCGCGGCCGGGUCUGCGGCCUCUGCGGCAACUUCAACGAGGACCCGGGGGACGAUCUGCUCCUGCCCGACGGCCAGCAGGCCAACGACCCGAAGCCCUUCACGGAGGCGUGGGCGCGGCCCGAGGCCGGGCAGGCCUGCCGGAGCCACUGUGGCGAGCGCUGCGGGUCCUGCUCCGGCGACGCGUAUGAGGGGCCCCGGGCCUGCGGGCUCCUGGAGCUGCCGGACGGGCCCUUCGCCGCCUGCCACGCCCACGUGGCCCCGGCCCAGUUCGCGCAGCGCUGCGUGGAGGAGCUGUGCUCCACGGCCGGACACCCGAGCUCGCUCUGCCGCGGCCUCCACGCUUACGCCGUCGUGUGCCGCGGGGUGAGCGCCCCGCUCGGGCCUUGGAGGAACAGCACCUUCUGCCCUCUGAGCUGCACCCCGGGGACGCUGUCCACCCACUGUCUCCGGCCCCAGGAGACCUUGUGCGCAUCGGGCAUCUUCCCAACCGGGAUCCCGAUAGAGUGUUUCGAAGGCUGCGAGUGCCCCGCGGGGACCCUGGCCGAGGCCGGACACUGCGUGCCCUCCACCGCCUGUGGCUGCAUCCACCAGGGCCGCUACCUCCAGGUCGGGGAGGAGAUCGUGAACAGUGACUGCACGGAGCGCUGUCGCUGUGCCGAAGACUCCAACCUGCAGUGUGAGCCGCACAGCUGCGAGCCCGAGGUGCUGUGUGGCCUGAGAGCCGGAGUCCGCGGUUGCCUGGCCCCCGAGGCUUCGUGCACUGUAGGGCCCUUGGGGAGGCAGCUGACGACGUUCACCGGCGCCCAAGUGGCUCUGUCCUCUGGCACCUUCCAGCUGGCCGCCCGCUGUUAUGGCAAUGCCACGCCCUGGUUUCGCGUGGUCAGCGAGGUCAAGCACUGCGAGAUGGACCCGAACCCCUCGCUCACCGUCUACGUGUUUGUGCCUGAAGGCUUAGUGGUGAUGCAGCACGGACGGGGAAUCUGGGUCAACGGCCAGGACGUGACGCUCCCGACCUGGGUGUCCCCGUCUCUGUCCCUGAGCCUUGCCCCCAGAGGGGCCUUCGUGCUGCGCCAGGCCGGGGGCGUCCACGUGCGGCUCGGAGAGGAGCUGGAGAUGAACGUGUCCGUCCCACUGAGCGCCAGCGGUUCCCUCUGCGGCCUGUGCGGAGAAAACACGGCCGAGAUCCGCACGCUGACCAUGUGGUCGGCCAAGGACCUGGAGCUUUGCUCGGUUUCUCUCUGGAAGUCUUAAGGUGCAGGGCCUAGCACCGAAGAGUUGCCGCCGCUGCCGCCAGAAACGCCACCCCCUCCCUUGCUAGGCGAUUCCUCCCCCAGCCGUGAACCCACCCGACUGCAACAUCCCAACCCCUAACGCAAUAAACGUGCAAGCCGGUGA
Molecule: messenger RNA, 9735 nt
Organism: Ornithorhynchus anatinus (platypus)
Lineage: Eukaryota; Metazoa; Chordata; Mammalia; Monotremata; Ornithorhynchidae
Product: IgGFc-binding protein-like
Exons: 22
Coding region: 1-9591 (3196 amino acids)
Cellular component (GO): extracellular matrix
Molecular function (GO): protein binding
Source: RefSeq, a predicted model, not a curated record